Messenger RNA from Cryptomeria japonica (Japanese cedar), 1182 nucleotides. Its product is annotated as ethylene-responsive transcription factor ERF071. Gene Ontology annotation, molecular function: DNA binding; DNA-binding transcription factor activity. Bases 244 to 1089 code for a protein of 281 amino acids. The record is from RefSeq and is a predicted model, not a curated record. The transcript has 2 exons. Gene Ontology annotation, biological process: ethylene-activated signaling pathway; regulation of DNA-templated transcription. NCBI's taxonomy places the organism in Eukaryota, Viridiplantae, Streptophyta, Pinopsida, Cupressales, Cupressaceae.
AAGAAACCAGACAAGAAAAUAGGGCCUGCAACUUUUUCCCAUUGGACAAAAGCUUGGCGCGCACUCAGGGACAUUUUUAGGGAUUGUUGCAUGCGUCAUUCUCAUGGUGGGAACAUUGACAAAGAAAUUUAUACACACCAGAUCCACGUCACAAGCCUUUAGCCUAUCCACUGGGCUCUUGCCUAUAAAGUCCUGCCUCCCCUGUUUUUGGGAUUUCAAAGUAUUCUCACCUGGUGUGCUAAAAUGUGUGGAGGAGCUAUGAUCUCUGAGUUUAUACCGGACUCUUCUCGCAGAAGAAGAGCCAAUCCUAAGGAUUUGUGGGCCAAUUCGGACACCAUUUCAUAUUCCAAUGAUAGGGUUUGUGAUGAAAUGGGUAUACCGAGGAGGGUAAAUAAGAAGAGGAAGUGUAGUAAGCAGCAUGAGUACAGAGGCAUAAGGCAACGCCCAUGGGGAAAAUGGGCUGCAGAAAUUAGAGACCCAAUUAAGGGAAUGAGGGUUUGGCUUGGCACUUACAACAGUGCCGAAGAUGCUGCUAGGGCUUAUGAUCGAGAGGCUUUUAAGAUCAAAGGAACCAAAGCCAAGCUCAAUUUCCCUAUAACAGAGCAGCUGCCAAAUUUAGACAAUGGUCUAAAUUUAAAGGAGGGUUUAGUUGAAGUUGAAGCUGCCCCAAAGGCUGUGGAUGCAUCGACACAGGAGUAUCUUGAAUAUUUGGAGGCAGUGUUGGAGCUGAAACCUGAGAUCCCAUGUGCAACAGCUUCUGGUGAAAGCCCCUGUUCCUCCUCUAAUGCUGAUAGCAGCCUGACUUCUGUUUCAGACCCUGAUUUAUUCAAUUGCGGAGGAGAUGAGGGCAAAAGCUCUGGUUUACUUUGUGAAUCAGCCCAUGUAAUGGAUUUUUCUGAGUUUCAAGAGGAAGAGAGUAGUGUGUUUAGUAUAGAGGAUGAUGAAUGGGUACUGAAUCCAUACAGGGCUACAGAGAUUUUGGGUAUGUAUCCAUGUUCUCCAUUGGGGAACACGGAUUUGCAAAACCAAAGUCCUGUGUAUAGUUGGGAGAGUGUUGAUGACAAUAGCCUGUGGGACUGCAGCUUAUGAAAUUUGACUUUCUGGUAGUGUACUAUAAUGGAAUGUUGUUUGGGUGUCCUUGUAAAAUCUUGAUAUACAUAAUGAGAUAAUUUUUCCGUUAAA